Kwoniella shivajii is the source of this 906-nucleotide messenger RNA. RefSeq lists its product as uncharacterized. The transcript is spliced from 5 exons. Bases 1 to 906 code for a protein of 301 amino acids. NCBI's taxonomy places the organism in Eukaryota, Fungi, Basidiomycota, Tremellomycetes, Tremellales, Cryptococcaceae. The record is from RefSeq and is a predicted model, not a curated record.
AUGUCGGACAACAACAAUAGCCCAAACACGACUUUAGAUGAUAGUGAUGUUAACUGGAACUAUGGAGGCGAUGCCUGGGGAACGAAUCAUACGAUCGAUCCACUAAUAGGUCAAUACCACGAAGGUACGUUUCACAGUACGACGGUGAAUCAAGCUUGGGCAAGGCUUUGUUGGACUGGCACAGACUUGAUUGUUUAUGGAGCUAAAAGGAAAAAUCAUGCGCUCUAUACAGUAGUAGUUGAUAACGGUGGAAUAGAAUGGUUUGAUGGACAAUCAGAUGAAUCUCAGAUUCAAGCCCAACUUUAUGCUUCUCAAGGUUUAGAGUGGGGUAAUCAUCAAAUCGUACUCACGAAUAUGUUCAAAGCCAAUAUGACGACCAAAGACUAUGUCUGGUUCGAUAUUGAUUACGCUCAGCUAUCAGGUUGGCCAAUCGACUGUAAAGAUCUUCCUCAAAAUACAGUUACUCCUUCUGGAACUAUCGCUCCUCCUAUCACCAGCAGUUCAAUGGUGAAUUCCGCCGUAUCUUCCACUUCUCAACCGUUUAAUUCUUCUUCUUCUUCUUCUUCAACAAGUAAUGAUACUUCUGUCUCUGUCAAUGGAACUUCGACUUCAAAUAUAACAUCCUCGGCGAAUUCUACUGCAAGUUUAACCAAAGUUGCCACGACUGCCAACAGCUCAUUUACUUUGACUGGGGCGAUCACAGUUCCCAGCAGUAUUAGGCCUACCACUACAAUUACUAUGAGCUCAUCUACUUCGGAGAGUCCCGUACCUCCUACUACUGUUAGUAACAAUUCAACAGUCAAUUCCACUGGUGCGCCUAAUGCAGGUAUGGUGCUUCGGCCAGGCUCUGAAGGGCACUUGGCUUUCGCAAUGCUAUUGGCAGCUUUACUAAUGAAGUGGCUGUGA